Gopherus flavomarginatus (Mexican gopher tortoise) is the source of this 2808-nucleotide messenger RNA. It is a transcript of the gene LGALS8, whose product is annotated as galectin 8. NCBI's taxonomy places the organism in Eukaryota, Metazoa, Chordata, Testudines, Testudinidae. Gene Ontology annotation, molecular function: carbohydrate binding. The record is from RefSeq and is a predicted model, not a curated record. The coding region runs from base 235 to 1182 and encodes 315 amino acids. The transcript has 10 exons.
UGGAGGAACCAUUUGUACUGUGCAAGCAGAGUAAGCAGCUAAAUGAAUUUACAGCUGAUCGUAACGGAAACAUAUAUUUAAUUUACAGUCUGAUUUCGGUUUGUAGCUCUGAAGAGGUUAUUCGUUACAAAGGGAUCCUUUCUUCAGUGCCAACAAAACUGAGAAAUUUAACUAUAUUCAAAAUUCAUCGCUGGUCACACACAGCCGACAGACUUGGCUGAAGGAGGGAAGACGAUGCCGUUGGACCAACUGCAGAAGAUAAUCCAUAACCCGGUUAUUCCAUACACUGGGACAAUCCUUAGUGGUCUUCUUCCUGGAGAACUAGUUGUAAUACAGGGAAGUGUUCCCGAUGAUUCCGACAGGUUCCAGGUAGACUUCCAAUGUGGCAGUAGCACAAAACCUCGUGCUGAUGUGGCCUUUCACUUCAAUCCCCGCUUCAAAAGAUCGGGCUCCAUAAUCUGUAACACUCUGGAAAAAGAAAGAUGGGGUUGGGAGGAGAUCACUUAUCAGAUGCCUUUUCAAAAAGGGAAGCCAUUUAAGAUUGUCUUUAUGGUUUUGAAGGAUAAAUUCCAGGUGUCUGUAAAUGAAAAACAUUUGCUGCUGUACAACCACAGAAUUAACCUGGAAAGAAUAGAUACACUCGGGAUAUAUGGGAAAAUACAGAUUCAGACUAUACAGUUUAUUUCUAAUAAUUCUUUACAAGGCUCUCAGCCAUCAUCUUUAGGAAUAACAAAGAUAAAGUCAGAAAAUGGAGAAAUGCCUGAUGGUUCACAACUUGUGGUUCCUUACAUUGCCAGACUUAAUUCUGCACUUCGUCCUGGACGGACAGUUGCCAUCAAAGGAGAAGUGAAUAAAAACUCAAACAGCUUUGCUGUUAAUCUAAAAUCAAGUGACUCAAAGGAUAUCGCACUGCAUUUGAAUCCCCGAAUGAAAACAAAUGUUUUCGUGAGAAAUUCUUAUCUUUCUGAUAGCUGGGGAGAAGAAGAAAAAGAUGUCACUAAUUUCCCUUUCAGCCCAGGAAUGUACUUUGAGUUGUUAAUUUUCUGUGAUGUUCAUCAGUACAAGGUUGCUGUAAAUGGUGUGCACAUCCUGGAGUACAAGCAUCGAUUUAAACAGCUUGAAAAGAUCAACAUAUUGGAGGUUACUGGUGACAUUCAGUUACUGGAUGUGAGGAGCUCAUAGCAUCCUAUUCUGCCACCCUAUGUUAACCCUCUGCUGCCGUCUACUCAAGUACAAACUGGUAUUGAAUAGCCCAGAUCUUUGUCCCAUUUAUCCAAGUUUCUGUAUUGGUGCUUAUCACGAAGUUGAGCCCCAGGAGUCAAAAUCUUAUUAGACUAGAUCUUCCCCAGUUUUCAGUAUCUUGGCAAACUAAAGUCACAUUAUCUACUUUAGUAGGCAUAGAACUCCUGUUAUAUGAAGAAUUCAAUUACUGUACCUAGCAAUAUAAAGAUUUGCUUUAUAGUAUUAGAAUAACUGCAAAAUAUUUUGUAAAUUAGAACACAAUGCUGGACUAUGGAAUACUAAUAACUAUACAUUGUCUGUUAAGAGCUGGACUGAAAUAUGAUCUGUGUCUGAAAAUGGACUGUCAACCUCUUAAUGGAUCUAAUCAAGUUCUAAGUGUAUUUUAACCCUUAUUGUUUAUACGCAAAGUUAAAUGGGAAUUACAUAAGGAAAAUGUACUCUAAUUAUACAGAGAGCACAUCUGCAGUCUCAUUGCUUUACUCUGGUUUUUAUGUUAAUAUAACUUGAAAUUAGUAAUAUUAGACCAGGGUAAACCUGGAAUAAUGCCAUGAUGAAUCAGAACCCUGCUAUAUUAAACUAGCGAAUGUUAGUGUUAGCUCUAUAUCUUGAAAAGCCCCAAAAGCCCCUAUUUCAGCCCCAAACCUAAAACAUCUAAACAAAGUUCCCUCACAGCAUGUCAGCUGUAAUUUUUUGAAAACAAAACAAAAACCAAAACAACCUCCCUGGGGGCCUAGUGAUUUUAUUUUCUUAUCUGUUGCACUGCAGCACAGAUGCUAUAAGCCACUUCCUUGACUUUCGUAGUCAUGUCAGCUCCGAAGUGGCAUAAGUCAAGCCCACAGAAACCCCCCUGACCAUUAUGGUGGAAUUCUGUAAUUUUAGCCGAGAUCAAAGUGAAGUAACGCUAUACUCUAUUUGACUGAUUUUGCUAGCUCUUAUCUUGUCGAUUUUUGGAGCUGCGGUAUUAUAAGAGUCUAAAAAAAAGAGCUCUUAUCUUGCUCAGGAAUAGAAGUAGUUAUAUCUGUGUUUAUUUAAAGGGUGUGGGACCCAUGGAUGCUAUGCAUUAAAUCUGAGCUCAGAGGAAAUAUUCAUGUUGAUAGUCAAGAAUGUUCACCUACAACCCCAUUGACUAAGUUGCACUAUAAUAUGCUAUCUGAAAAACAUUUUGUAAAAAAUACUGAUUAGCAUAUAGAUGGACCCCCUGAUGCCAACAUGAUUAACAUGUCCCUGAGGAAGUCUUUUAUAUGAUGCAUUUGUAACAGUUUACAAGGAAAAGUCAGUAUUGUCUGUGAUACCAUUUCCCUAGAAUAUAUGUAGGCCCUUAAGUUAAAAAUGGAAGUGUUCUGAUCCAGUAUUUCUAUAACUUCAUGUCCUAUCUAGUUACUUGCUAAUGGUUUUCAGAUGGGGAAACUUGGUGUGGGGAAUAAAAUGUGAAACAAGUCUUAAAAAAGUCAGUUAUUGCAGUUCAAAUGUAUAAUAGAUGCCUUAAGAAUAAAUGAGUUGGCUGCUGUGAAAUUGUAUAAAGCAAAGACGAUUUUCCAAAAAUUAAAUCUCAAUUGUGAGCUAUGA